Messenger RNA from Meloidogyne enterolobii, 402 nucleotides. Lineage: Eukaryota; Metazoa; Nematoda; Chromadorea; Rhabditida; Meloidogynidae. The record is from the annotation of a GenBank genome assembly.
UCAGCAGCUCGAAAAUUUAUUUCAACAACAUUCCGUAAAACAAUUGCUGAAACAGUUAUGCCACACUUAUUUGCUCUUAAUGCAUUUUUACGUGAAAAAAGAAGUCCGUUGACUGAAUAUUGUUAUGGCGUCAUUCUAGAAAUUUGUCGUGAUCAUCAAGAACAGUUGGACGAUUUUUUGGCUUCUGAUCCACAAUUAAAAGCAGAAAUUCGUUUUGAUUUGCGGCAAACUGCUGGUGGAGGUGGACAACAAGGACAACAGCAACAAAAAGAAAAGGAAAAUCGAAAUAAUAAAAGGGGAGGAACGCCGAGAAGUGAACAAAAAAGAAAUCGAAAACAACAAAAACAAAUGCACCAACGUUCAUUUUCACAAACACCUGGACGUGAAAGAAGUGUUGAUUAA